UCAUUGCUGACAAGCCAAGUUUUAGAAAUGCCCACAACCAUUGGUUUUCAACGAAAGGCAUGGUUACUGUGACUACCUGGAAAACUGCUUGAAAAAUACUCAGUUACUUUCGUCGCCUUCAAUGACAAUGACACACGCUCGGCCUGUGCUUACAUCGAAUACGUCGAGGGCUGAAUGUGCAGGUCGUCGUGACGGGUACUAUUCGAAUGGAUGUACGUCCGAUUUUGUAUAUUGUCAUGGCGGAGUCGCUACUGCAAUGAAAUGCCCGGCAUCAUUGGUUUUCAACGAGGAAAGAGGUUUAUGUGACUACAUGGAGAACUGCACUGAAAAAAGUGCCCCCGUAGUUGUGCCAAUCCCGACCCAGCCCGCACCAACGAUACCUCCACAGCAACAAGCACAAGCAUCUUCUGGUACUCUGGAUUGUGCGGGACGCCCGAACGGACAUUAUUCCAAAGGUUGCUCGAAUGACUUCGUCAUUUGUAAUGAUGGUGUGGCAACCGCUAUGAAGUGCCCGCCAAUGUUGGUAUUCAACGAAAAGAAUGGAUACUGUGAUUACCCAGAAAGCUGUCAAGCCGGCGGUGCGGCCGUUCACAAGCCUCCUACCACGCAACGGUCUCCUCCACCAUCGUCAUCAGAUCUCCCUUGCUAUAAUCGUGAAGAUGGAUACUACUCUGAUGGAUGCUCGUCCGAAUUUGUCUACUGCUUCCAGGGAGAGGCUACAUAUUUCCAAUGCCCAGCGGGUUUGGUCUACGAUGAGAAGGCUGGAUAUUGCGACUAUUCGGAAAACUGCGGUGGUAGAUCAGAAGCGGAUUCUGUUCUGAAACCAUCCCAAGAAUCUAUUGUUGCUUUGACGUCAUCAGCGGACGAACACAGCUGCAAAGGGCGACCAGACGGGUACUAUUCUAAUGGUUGCACGCCCGAAUUUAUCCAUUGCCGUGAUGGAGUUACUACUCGAAUGAAAUGCCCUUCUUCGCUAGUCUUCAAUCAAGAAAUGAACUACUGUGACUACCCUGAAGUUUGUUCUCCUCAAGAGGAACAGACGCCUUCUGCUGCAGCACCACCUUCCAAGCCGCAGAUCAGCUUUGUUUGUCCCGAGUCGACUGGAGUCUUCUCGCUUGGUUGCACGUCGGAAUUUGUAGUGUGCUCACACGAUGUUGCGCAAGUAAUGACAUGUCCUGAAGGUUUGGUCUUCAACUUCGCUAAAGGGAACUGCGAUCACAAGGAGAAAUGUCAUGAAGGGAAAAAGAGCAAGCCUGCUGCAGACACUCCGCCUGCUGCUCAUGCUGAACCAAGUACUUCUAGGAUCUCGAGCGAAUGCAAAAAUCUUCCCGAUGGCACGUUUGGAUCACAUUGCGGUUCAUCCUUCGUUGUUUGCGCUAGCGGAGUGGCGUACACCAUGAACUGCCCUUCGGACUUGGUUUUCGAUGCUAAAGCUAAGCGCUGUGUCUACUCAAAAGACUGUGACAAGAAAUCAGCUGGAAAGAAACAUGACAAGGGUACAACUGCACUGCAUAGCCCACAGACUACACGAAACGGUUAUUUUUUCAUUUAUGAGUGCGAUGUGGAUGUGAAAUUACGUUUAGAUUGCAUCGGUAAACCAGAUGGCUUGCAUUCUCUCGGAUGCGUUGGCGAGUUUUUGCAAUGCGUUGGAGGCAGGACCUACAGCUUGCAUUGCCCCGCAGGGCUAGUUUUCGUUGAACGACUUGGUGUCUGUGAUGAGCCCUCCACCUGCAAACAGCUACACAGGCCUAAGAACGUAAGCGGUCCAUUGGCAUAUGAGCCACUUGUGAGCUCUACACCUGAAGAUACAGAAUGCGAAGCUGAAGGAUAUUUUGCACACUUUUGCUCUGUGGAAUUCUACAAUUGUGUGCAUGGCAAGCUCUUCGUCGGAAAAUGCCCUGAUGGGCUGGUCUUCAAUCCCGACAAGUCCGCCUGCGAACAUGUGGAGAGCUGCGCGGGCAUCAAGGAAAGCAAACAGCGUUCGAGCAUAACCCUAGCAGCGCCUAAGACCGAAUUCAGCAAAGACAAUUCCUGUAAGGAUCGACCAGAUGGAGUGAUUAGUGACCUCGAUUGCCAGCCACACUUUACCACCUGCCUGGCUGGUAUAGCUUUCGUCACAAAGUGCCCUGCUGGACUCGUCUAUUCCGUGAAAGCAAAACUCUGCGAUUAUCCUGAUGUGUGUGGGAAGGAGCACCACUCCUCAGCAGCGCCUGCAGCUGAGCCCACUCGAGCGGUUUCUGCGCAGUAUCAGGAUACUGCAGUUGGAAAAGACUUAUGUGCUGGAAAAGCCUCUGGUCCCUUAGAACAUUCAAACUGUAGAUCAUCGUUCUCCUUCUGUGUGCAUGGAGCCCUUUACACCAUGAAUUGCGCCCCUGGAUUGCUGUUUUCCUUCGAGUCGCACAGGUACACCAACUUCUUGUUUUCGGAGGAAGCUCUCUAA
Molecule: messenger RNA, 2440 nt
Organism: Cylicostephanus goldi
Lineage: Eukaryota; Metazoa; Nematoda; Chromadorea; Rhabditida; Strongylidae
Source: the annotation of a GenBank genome assembly